CAUUCGCCAACCGGCUAUGGUUUGAAAACCACUCUUGGUGAAUCCGCUGGAACCCAGACUUUUGAUUCGGUAGACAAAACCGAUGUGGCUAUUGUGAUUGGCGCCAACCCUUCAGAGGCACAUCCGGUAUUUGCUUCGCGUCUGAAAAAGCGUUUGCGGCAAGGAGCUAAGUUGAUUGUGGCAGACCCCCGCGAAAUUGAUCUGGUGGACAGUGUCCACAUUAAAGCAGCGCAUCAUUUGGCCAUGCGCCCCGGAACGAAUGUCGCUGUAGUUAAUGCCCUCGCCCAUGUGAUUGUAAAUGAAGGGUUGGAAGCAACAGAUUUUAUAGCCAACCGUUGCGAAGAUGAUGCCUACCAACUGUGGCGCACAUUUAUUGGUGACGAAAAACAGUCACCAGAAGCUACUGAAUCUAUUACCGGUGUCCCCGCCGAGGAAAUGCGAGCGGCCGCUCGUUUAUACGCCAAUGUUGGUAAUGGUGCCAUUUAUUACGGCCUUGGUGUCACCGAACAUAGUCAGGGCUCUACCGCUGUGAUGGCUAUUGCCAAUCUCGCUAUGUUGACCGGUAAUAUUGGUCGCGAAGGUGUUGGGGUGAAUCCAUUGCGCGGUCAAAACAAUGUACAAGGUUCCUGCGAUAUGGGUUCUUUCCCUCAUGAACUGCCCGGUUAUCGCCAUAUUUCCGAUCCAGAAGUGCGCGGUCUAUUUGAGAAAACCUGGGGUGUUACCUUGCAAAGCGAACCUGGGCUGCGUAUUCCCAAUAUGUUUGAUGCCGCAGUGGAAGGCACUUAUAAAGGCAUGUACAUACAGGGUGAAGAUGUGGCUCAGUCCGACCCCAAUAUCCACCACGUAGAAGCGGCGCUAGGUUCACUGGAAUGCUUAGUGGUGCAGGACAUUUUCCUUAACGAAACCGCCAAAUUUGCUCAUGUAUUGUUGCCCGGCUCUACUUUUUUAGAAAAAGACGGCACCUUCACCAAUGCUGAGCGCCGUAUAUCGCCGGUGCGAAAAGUGAUGGAGCCAUUGGCAGGGCUACAGGAUUGGCAAGUGACCUGUAAAUUGGCAGAGGCUAUGGGAUACCCUAUGAACUACAGUCAUCCAGCAGAAAUUAUGGAUGAAAUUGCCGCCCAUACACCCACAUUUAGUGGAGUCAGUUACGAAAAGCUAGAUCGUCAGGGCAGCAUACAAUGGCCUUGCAAUAAUGAAGCGCCGGAAGGUACGCCCAUUAUGCAUACCGAUGAAUUUGUCCGUGGGCAGGGUUACUUUGCCAUUACCCAAUUUGUUGAAACCGAAGAGCGAAGCACUCGCAAAUAUCCACUGUUGUUGACCACGGGUCGUAUUCUCUCGCAAUACAAUGUGGGUGCUCAAACUCGCCGCACAGAAAAUGUGCAAUGGCACGAUGAAGAUGUGCUGGAGAUACAUCCGUUUGAUGCGGAGGAUCGAGGAGUGCAACAAGACGAUUGGGUUAGCAUAGCCAGUCGAGCUGGUGAUGUUGUGCUGCGUGCAGAUGUGACCACACGGGUGCAAGCGGGGGUGGUUUACACCACCUUCCAUCAUCCAUCUACUGGAGCCAAUGUAGUAACUACGGAUAAUUCCGACUGGGCCACUAACUGUCCAGAAUACAAAGUUACGGCAGUGCAAGUGGCUAAAGUGAUGGAGCCAUCGGUAUGGCAAAAGGCUUUUGAGGUUCGCGACAAAAAGCAAUUGGACUUUCUUAAUAGUGAAUAG
Messenger RNA from Nerophis lumbriciformis (worm pipefish), 1719 nucleotides. Lineage: Eukaryota; Metazoa; Chordata; Actinopteri; Syngnathiformes; Syngnathidae. The record is from RefSeq and is a predicted model, not a curated record.